GGAAGCGUCUCCAUGGCGACGCGAGACCCUGUGGCCGCGGCCUGGCGGGGAAAGAAGAAGCGCGAUGGAGAAAUACGAGCGAAUCCGGGUGGUCGGGAGGGGGGCGUUCGGAAUCGUCCACCUCUGCCUUCGGAAAAUGGACCAGAAGCUAGUGAUCCUGAAGCAGAUCCCCGUGGAGCAGAUGACCAAGGAUGAGCGGCUGGCCGCCCAGAAUGAGUGCCAAGUGCUGAAGCUGCUCCACCACCCCCACGUCAUCGAAUACUACGAGAACUUCCUGGAGGACAAGGCGCUCAUGAUCUCCAUGGAGUAUGCGCCGGGUGGGACGCUGGCUGAGUUCAUCCACAAGAGGGGCAACUCCCUCCUGGACGAGGAGACCAUCCUCCACUUCUUUGUCCAGAUCCUCCUGGCCCUCCACCACGUCCACGCCAAGCAGAUCCUCCACCGGGACCUCAAGACUCAGAACAUCCUCCUGGACAAGCACCACAUGAUCGUCAAGAUUGGGGACUUUGGCAUCUCCAAGAUCCUCAGCAGCAAGAGCAAAGCUUACACGGUGGUGGGCACCCCCUGCUACAUCUCCCCGGAGCUCUGCGAGGGCAAGCCUUACAACCAGAAGAGUGACAUCUGGGCUCUAGGCUGUGUGCUCUACGAGCUGGCCAGCCUGAAGAGGGCUUUUGAGGCCGCGAACCUGCCAGCCUUGGUCCUGAAGAUCAUGAGCGGGACUUUCGCCCCCAUCUCGGACCGCUAUAGCCCCGAACUGCGCCAGCUGAUCCUCAGCCUGCUCAACUUGGACCCCUCCAAGCGGCCCCAGCUGAACGAGAUCAUGGCGGAGGCCAUCUGCGCCCGGCCCCUCCUGAACCUCUACACCGACGUUGGCAGUGUCAGGAUGAGGAGGCCCGAGAAGCCGCUGGCCGCUGUGCCACCAGUGACCCACGGCAGGGUGGGAGCGGGAGCCGUCGGCCCUAGGGCCAGAGGCUCCAGAGCCGGCUCAGCGAGGCCAGGCAUCCCCCCCGCCCCAUCUUCCGUCUACACCUGGGGGGGCGGGAUCACCCUCCCUCUGCGCCUGCCCAUGCUGAACACCGAAGUGGUGCAGGUCUCCACCGGAAGGACCCAGAAGGCGGGCGUCACCAAAUCUGGGCGGCUGAUCCUGUGGGAGCCGCCCCCGCUUGGCACGGCGGGGGGGCCCUCGCUCCCUGGGGCCACUGAGCAGCUGCAGCCCCAGUUUGUCUGCCGCUUCCUGGAGGGCCAGUCCGGGGUGACCAUCAAGCUGGUGGCCUGUGGGGACCUUUUCACCACCUGCCUGACAGACCGAGGGAUCGUCCUGACCUUUGGCAGCGGCAGCAGUGGGUGCCUGGGGCAUGAGACCUUCGCAGACGUCACGCAGCCCAAGAUCGUGGAGGCCCUGCUGGGCUACGAGAUCACGCACGUGUCCUGUGGGGCGUCACACGUCCUAGCUGUUUCCAACGAAGGGGAGGUCUUCGCGUGGGGCAGAGGGGACAACGGGCGCUUGGGGCUGGGGACCCAGGAGUCCCACAACUCCCCACAGCAGGUCUCCGUCCCCCCUGAGCACGAGGCACAGAAGGUUCUCUGCGGCAUCGAUGCCUCCAUGAUUCUGACAGGGAGGAACCAGGUCCUGGCCUGUGGGAGCAACAGGUAUAACAAACUGGGCCUGGACAGGAUCUUGCCCCAGGGGGAGCCCCUCACCACGGACCAGGUAGAGGAAGCCCUUGUCUUCAGCUGCGCCCGCUCAGCCCCCUUGAGUGAAGAGGCCAUUGUGUGGGCUGACAUUGGAACGGCUCACUCAGCAGUAGUCACGGCCACAGGCCAGUGCUACACUGUGGGCAGCAAUCAACACGGACAGCUGGGCCCCAUCCCUUGCCGUGCCAGCCGCACCCCCUACCUUGUGGAGGGGCUCCAGGCUCUCCGAGUCACCAUGGUGGGCUGCGGCGAUGCCUUCACCACCGUCGUGGGAGCAGAUGGCGAGGUGUACACCUGGGGGAAAAGCGCCAGGGGGCGCCUGGGGCGGAAGGAUGAAGAGCCCCGGAGUCCUCGUCCCGUGCAGCUGGGAGAGACUCACGCCAGCCUCGUGGCCUCCGUCUCCUGCUGCCACGGAAGCACCCUGCUGGCCAUGAAACCUGCGGCAGAGGAACCCAGUCCCCACUGAGGAGAGGCCAGGAGGGCCCCGUCGCCCCUUCCUUUUGCAGACACCCCUCUUGCAAGCCUUUCUCCCCCUCCGGCCCACGGGGCAGCCUGUUUUGGACCUUCGACGGCCAAACUCAGUCCGAGAGAGCUCAGCACCUACCUGCAGGCCCAGGUACCUGGCGGGCACCGCGUCCACCCUCUUCCUCCCCAGGGCCAUGCCCCAAACAGAGGGGAUCCAGCUCCAUCGAUGUUAUUGGGCAGCCACCCCCCAGGAGGGAGCAGUGCGUGCUGGGAAGCUGUGCCCCUUCUCUCCAUGCAGCUGAGCCAUCUCUCUCUCUCUCUGUGCCGCUUCUCCGGCGUGACUUGGCUGGGGGGCAAGGAAGUGGGCCCUGGGUUUAUUUUUACUGCUCUCCCUCUUGAGCUGACUCACAGGCUGUGCUGUGUGGGAUCUUGCACGCCCAGGUGGCUGGGGGGGGGGUAAGAGCUGAAUGCCGCUUGUCACAGCCCCAGGCGCUCUCGGGGAAUGAGUCAAUGCCAGGCUUCGAAAGCCUCUCUCUCUUCUCCCCUACCCUCCUUUCCCCCCUCAUCUCCUGCUUUCCAAGGCCUGACCCUGAUUCAUGUUGCUGCCUUUGCUCUGUGCCCAAGGGGGGGGGGCCCUGCAGCCUCCCGUCCUCUGAAGAAACAGGGAAGGAGCUUGGGAGAACAGGAGAUGAAAGCGGGGGGGGGGGAGAGAGAGCCAUCCUCAGAUAAUGGAUGGGCAGAGGUGCCAGGGACCCCCAAGGGUCAUCCAUUCCAACCCCCCUGCAAUGCAGGAACAGAGCUACCGAAUCCCUGACAGGUGGCUGUUUUAAAAAAAACCCCAUGAAAGAGGGUCUGCCACCUUCCAAGGGAGUCUGUGGAGGGUGGAGGGAAUAUGUUUUUCUGUUGAUCUGCCCUGGGCCCCACACAAAGCUCAGCAGGGGGUGGGUGAGACUAUUUCAGAUACCAGCAGAGGGGCGGGUGCAAAGGGCGAGGUCCGGGAGAGGGCAGAGGCUGACCUUUGCAUCACUCUGCAGCUGUGCCUGUUUUCUGGCCUAUUUUCUGUUUCCAGCGCCUCGAGCUGACAUAGAGCAGUGUUGCCCGUGCUCAGUCACACACCUGUUUGCUUGAAUUUAUGAAAGGAAAGGAAUGUGUGCCUUCAGCAUGCCGACUUAGCAUACGUAGAGUCCUGGUGAAAUGUCUACAACCUAGACAGAAGGCCGGCAGAACAGCCUUUGCCGGCAGAACAGCCAACCUAGUAAUUGUAAAGUUGGUAGGGACCCCCAAGGGUCCUCUAGUCCAACCCCCUGCAAGGCUGGAAUCUCAACUAGAUCAUACAUGGCAGAUGGCCAUCCAAGCUCUAGGAGAGCCCAUCAACUUCCAAGACAGUCCACUCCACAGUCAAACAGCUCUCACCACCAGAAGGAUAUUCCUUACGUUUAGUCAGAAGCCUGGCACCCUCCCAAUGUUUUGGACUACAAACUCCCACCAGCCCCCUGCCACCACAUGCCAACUGAUCUCACUUUUCACAGGUGGGGUUGUCAAUAUUUGACUGCAGCCCAUGGCCCCAGGCAGCUCCAUCUACGGACGUUUUUAAUGUUAAUAAUAAUAAUAAUAAUAAUAAUAAUAAUAAUAAUAAUAAUAAUAAUGUAUUAUUUAUACUUCCAACAGAAAAAUAAAACACAAUAAUCUAUUAAACAUUAAAAGCCUCCCUGAACAGGGCUGCCUUCAGAUGUCUUCUAAAAGUCUGGUAGUUGUUUUCCUCUUUGACAUCUGUUGGGAGGGCGUUCCACAGGGCAGGCGCCACCACCGAGAAGGCCCUCUGCCUAGUUCCCUGCAACUUGGCUUCUCGCAACGAGGGAACCGCCAGAAGGCCCUCGGUGCUGGACCUCAGUGUCCGGGCAGAAUGAUGGAGGUGGAGACGCUCCUUCAGGUAUACUGGACCGAGGCCAUUUAGGGCUUUAAAGGUCAGCACCAACACUUAGAAUUGUGCUCGGAAACGUACUGGGAGCCAAUGUAGAUCUUUCAAGACCGGUGUUAUGUGGUCUCGGCGGCCGCUCCCAGUCACCAGUCUAGCUGCCGCAUUCUGGAUUAAUUGUAGUUUCCGAGUAACCUUCAAGGGUAGCCCCAUGUAGAGCGCAUUGCAGUAGUCCAAGCGGGAGAUAACCAGAGCAUGCACCACUCUGGCGAGACAGUCUGCAGGCAGGUAGGGUCUCAUCCUGCGUACCAGAUGGAGCUGAUAGACAGCUGCCCUGGACACAGAACUGACCUGCGCCUCCAUGGACAGCUGUGAGUCCAAAAUGACUCCCAGGCUGCGCACCUGGUCCUUCAGGGGCACAGUUACCCCAUUCAGGACCAGGGAAUCCUCCACACCUGCCCGCCUCCUGUCCCCCACAAACAGUACUUCUGUCUUGUCAGGAUUCAACCUCAAUCUGUUAGCUGUUUUAUUGUACUUUUAUGUUUUGCUGGAAGCUGCACUGGGUGGCUGGGGAACCCGGCUGGAUGAGUGGUGUAUAAAUAUU
This is a messenger RNA of Zootoca vivipara (common lizard), 4679 nucleotides long. It is a transcript of the gene NEK8, whose product is annotated as NIMA related kinase 8. Gene Ontology annotation, molecular function: protein kinase activity; ATP binding. Gene Ontology annotation, biological process: animal organ morphogenesis; protein phosphorylation. Gene Ontology annotation, cellular component: cilium. The record is from RefSeq and is a predicted model, not a curated record. NCBI's taxonomy places the organism in Eukaryota, Metazoa, Chordata, Lepidosauria, Squamata, Lacertidae.